AUGACACAGAGGAUAAUAAAACAAAUUGAAAAUCUUACGGAUCGUCUUUUAGAAGCCAAGCAAAAUAACAGAAGGUUUGAAGAAGGACGUGCCUAUUGCAGUCUCGGCAUUGCUUAUCACUCCCUCGGCGACUUCCGACGAGCACUAGAGUACUACGAGAAAGACCUUAGCAUUGCCAAGGACGUCGGCGACAGGGCCGGAAAAGGACGUGCCUAUCGCAAUCUCGGCAAUGUUUAUCAAAACCUCGGCGCCUUCCAACGAGCAAUAGAGUACCACGAGAAAGACCUUAGCAUUGCCAAGGACGUCGGCGACAAGUCCGGAGAAGGACGUGCUUAUUACAAUCUCGGCAAUGCUUAUCACUCUCUUGGUGACUUCCAGCGAGCACUAGAGUAUCACGAGAAACACCUUAGUAUUACCAAGGACUUCGGCGACAGGGCCGGAGAAGGACUUGCCUAUGGCAAUCUCAACAAUGCUUAUCGAAACCUCGGCGACUUCCAACGAGCAAUAGAGUGCCACGAGAAAGACCUUAGCAUUGCCAAAGACGUCAGCAACAGGGCCGGAGAAGGAGGUGUGUAUUGCAAUCUCGGCAAUGCUUAUCUCUCUCUUGGUGACUUCCAACGAGCACUAGAGUACUACGAGAAAGACGUUAGCAUUGCCAAGGACGUCGGCAACAGGGCCGUAGAAGGAAAGGCCUGUGGCAAUCUCGGCAAUGCUUAUCACUCUCUCAGUGACUUCAAACGAGGAAUAGAGUACCACGAGAAAGCCCUUAGCAUUGCCAAGGACGUCGGCGACAGGGCCAGAGAAGGAAAGGGCUAUGGCAAUCUCGGUAAUGCUUAUCGAAACCUCAGCGACUUCCAACGAGCAGUAGAGUGCCACAAGAAAGACCUUAGCAUUGCCAAGGACGUCGGCGACAGGGCCGGAGAAGGAAGGGCCUAUUGCAAUCUCGGCAAUGUUUAUAAAAACCUCGGCGACUUCCAACGAGCAUUAGGGUACCACGAGAAAGACCUUAGCAUUUCCAAGGACGUCGGCGAAAGGGCCGGCGAAGGACGUGCCUAUUGCAAUCUCGGCAAUGCUUAUUACUCUCUCGGCGACUUCCAACGAGCACUAGAGUACCACCAGAAACACCUUAGCAUUGCUAAGGACGUAGGUGACAGGGCCGGAGAAGGACGUGCCUAUGGCAAUCUCGGCAAUGCUUAUCUCUCUCUCAGCGACUUCCAACAAGCAAUAGAGUACCAAGAGAAACGCCUUAGCAUUGCCAAGGACGUCGGCGACAGGACCGGAGAAGGACGUGCCUAUUGCAAUCUCGGCAAUGCUUAUCACGCUCUCAGCGACUUCCAACGAGCAAUAGAGUACCACGCGAAACACUUACGCAUUGCUAAGGACGUCGGCGACAGAGCCGGAGAAGGAAGCGCCCAUUGCAAUCUCGGCAAUGCUUAUCACUCUCUCAGCGACUUCCAACGAGCACUAGAGUACCACGAGAAAGCCCUCAGCAUUGCCAAGGACGUCGGCGACAGGGCCGGAGAAGGAAAGGCCUAUUGCAAUCUCGGCAAUGUUUAUAAAAACCUCGGCGACUUCCAACGAGCAAUAGAGUACCACGAGAAACACCUUAGCAUUGCCAAGGACGUCGGCGACAAGGCUGGAGAAGGAAGUGCCUAUGGCAAUCUCGGCAAUGCUUAUUACUCUCUCGGCGACUUCCAACCAGCACUAGAGUGCUACCAGAAACACCUUAGCAUUGCUAAGGACGUAGGUGACAGGGCCGGAGAAGGAAGUGCCCAUGGCAAUCUCGGGAAUGCUUAUUACGCUCUCGGCGACUACCAACAAGCAAUAGAGUUCCAAAAGAAACUUCUUAGCAUUGCCAAGGCCGUCGGCGACAGGACCGGAAAAGGACUAGCCUAUUGCAAUCUCGGCAUUGCUUAUCUCUCUCUCGGCGACUUCCAACGAGCAAUAGAGUACCACGAGAAAGACCUUAGCAUUGCCAAGGACGUCGGCGACAGAGUAGGAGAAGGACGUGCGUAUAGCAAUCUGGGCAAUGCUUUUUACUCUCUCGGGGACUUCCAACGAGCACUAGAGUACCACAAGAAACACCUUAGCAUUGCUAAGGACGUCGGCGACAGGGCCGGAGAAGGACUUGCCUAUGGCAAUCUCGGUAAUGCUUAUCAAAACCUCGGCGACUUCCAACGAGCACUAGAGUACCACGAGAAAGACCUUAGCAUUGCCAAGGACGUCGGCGUCAGGGUUGGAGAAGGACAUGCCUUUUGCAGUCUAGGCUUGUCUUUUUUAAAAUUAGGUUCUUUGAAUGAAGCUUUAGCUCAUUUUAGAUCGAGCGUAGAAACUCUUAACACAAUUAGAGCCAGUCGCAUUUCCAAAGAUGUCUGGAAAAUAAGUUUUCGUAAGGUUUGUAAAACUGCCUACACCUAUUUAUGGCAAGUUCUUUUAAUGCUUCAAAAGACGGACGAGGCUUUAUACGCUGCUGAGCAAGGAAGAGCACAAGCCUUGCGAGAUGCCUUGGAAAUAAAAUAUGGCUUCCCAUCAUUUCCACACAGGUGCAAUAAUUCUGAAGACGAGUUUACAAACACUUCAAGAAAAGUAUCUACUUUGACAGCUUUUCUUGCAAUACAAAAUGAAACAAUUAGUUUAUGGGUAUUGGGAAAGGAAAGCAACGCUGUAUUCAGGCAAGCAAAGUUAACAAGUGAAAGUGUACACGAAGAUUCAUUUGCUGUUCUUUUGGAAGCUGCUUUGAAAAAAAUUGAUGCUGGGGUCGAUGUAAGAUGCGAGAAUCGGUCAUUGGAUCAGGUAAGCGACAAUCCACAGAAUCCAGCUCCCAGUACUCGAGGCGAUGAUCGAAUAUUGGAGCCAUCAUACAGUAAUACCGACUGGUUAAAGCCACUGUAUGAUGUUGUUAUUGGUCCAAUUGAAGACUUGCUUAAUUGUGAUGAACUUAUUGUAGUCCCUGAUGGUGCUUUGUCGUUAGCUCCAUGGGCAGCCCUAAGUGAAUCUUUAAGGAUUCGCACUGUUCCCUCACUUGCAAUUUUGAAACUGAUCACUGAUUCUUCAACUGAUCACCAUACUAAAGAUGGAAUCCUGCUUGUUGGAGAUCCAAGUCUGGAGAAAGUUACAAAUAAACGGGGUAAGCCCAUUCACAAGCAACUUAAUUACGCAAAAAAGGAGGUGGAAAUGAUUGGAGAAAUUCUAAACUGCCAAACCCUUACAGGGGAAGCUGCAACAAAACAGGAGGUGCUUAAAGGAAUAGAGUCAGUCGCUUUAGUUCACAUUGCAGCUCACGGAAGAAAGGAAACUGGUGAAAUUGCCUUGGCUCCAAACCCCGGGUGGGAAUCAAAGAAUCCUAACCCUAUGGAAGAGGAUUAUAUUUUGAAGAUGUCUGAUAUACAAGCUACUGAGUUGACAGCGAGGCUGGUUGUUCUCAGUUGUUGCCAUAGUGGUAAAGGAGAAGUUAACUCCGAGGGCGUCGUCGGUAUGGCGCGGGCUUUCUUGUUUGCUGGUGCUCGUUCUGUGCUAGUGUCACUCUGGGCAAUCGAUGACGAAGCCACAAUGGAGUUUAUGAAAAGUUUCUACCAACACCUGAGAGCUGGCGAAAGUGCUAGCUAUGCUCUUCAGAAGGCCAUGAAAUGUCUCCGGGACUCGGAAAACUUUUCUGCCCCAAAGUACUGGGCCCCAUUUGUGCUGAUUGGCGAUGACGUUACAAUUCAAUUUGAUGAAAAUCAUUGA
Molecule: messenger RNA, 3726 nt
Organism: Porites lobata
Lineage: Eukaryota; Metazoa; Cnidaria; Anthozoa; Scleractinia; Poritidae
Source: the annotation of a GenBank genome assembly